AAUCCAACUGCUUCAACAUACAUGAAACGUACAGGUAAUUUCCAAGUAGGUAGGUCCCUGCUAGUUGCUUUCUUGUUGAAAAUUCAAGGAAAUGGAAGUUCCGUGGAGAUUUCUUUCUUCUCUUUUACUAUUUGGUAUGAAAGCAAUUUUCAAUGCACAUGGUAAUUGGGAAUCCUUGUUGGGUCAUCCCAAUCCCUGUUAUCCCCCUACUACUUGUAUGUCAAUGCUUGCCAGCUUCUUAGAAGAUGCCCUUGCAGUCGAAGUAAAAACUGAUGGCAUUGAUAUUGGAGGAAAUAUAAUAAAACUUGAAGAUGGUUUUUGCUAUUUUGUUAGCUUGUACCUGUCUGUCUUCACUCAAGAAGCAAAGGCAUAUUUCAUGGCUGAUGCUGUGGUAUACUUGCUUGUGGAGAGGUUGGGUAACGUCCUGAUCAAGGAAACUAUAGCCUUAGGGAGUGUACGGUAUCAGGUCCAACAGAUGCAAAUCAAGCUAAAACGGAUACCGUGCUUUCUAAAAGAUGCUGACAAGAGGCAAGAUGAGGAUGCCAGUGUUCGGAAUUGGGUUUCAGAGAUAGGAGAUGCUGCUUUUGACAUUGAGGAUGUUAUUGACAGUUUUGUACUUGAAUUUGCACCUCGGAAUGGAAGAAGAAUCCAUAAUCCCAUCACCAAAGGCAUGGCACUUCAAAACCUUGUUUCAAAAAUUGAUGAAAUUAAAUCUCAAAUAAUUGAUCUCACCAGAAGCUUACAAACUUAUGGAAUAACUGCAAGAAACGAAGGAGAAGGAACUAGCUUAGCAUUUGAGAGGCAGAGGCAGCUCAGGUGGUCUUAUUCCCAUGUUGUUGAAGAGUAUAUUGUUGGGUUUAAUGAAGAUAUAAGGCAACCGAUAGCAUAGCUGGUGAAUGAAGAGAAAUGCAGAGUUGUGUCCAUCUGUGGUUGAUCUACUCUCCGUAUAGACGUAAAUCGCCUUAAAGAACAAUAAUAACUUGUGGUGGAGAUGGAGAAGAAUGUUCAAAGAACAACAAUUUUAAGGCGAUUCACAAUGUGCAAACCAAAAGUAAAAUAUAUGAGGCUUUGUGUAAGCAUAAUAUAAAAUUCUAAUUUUU
Messenger RNA from Rubroshorea leprosula, 1100 nucleotides. NCBI's taxonomy places the organism in Eukaryota, Viridiplantae, Streptophyta, Magnoliopsida, Malvales, Dipterocarpaceae. The record is from the annotation of a GenBank genome assembly.